Hyposmocoma kahamanoa is the source of this 3646-nucleotide messenger RNA. It is a transcript of the gene AcCoAS, whose product is annotated as acetyl-coenzyme A synthetase. Gene Ontology annotation, molecular function: acetyl-CoA synthetase activity. The transcript has 4 exons. The record is from RefSeq and is a predicted model, not a curated record. Lineage: Eukaryota; Metazoa; Arthropoda; Insecta; Lepidoptera; Cosmopterigidae. Gene Ontology annotation, biological process: acetyl-CoA biosynthetic process. The coding region runs from base 64 to 1209 and encodes 381 amino acids.
GAGCUCAUCGUCGCGAUUAGUCGAGUAUUUCCUCCGUGCGACAUACUACCACCGACUGUCGCGAUGUCGCGCCUCUAUCAACCUUCGGACCAUGUCGUCGAAAAGUCUUACAUUUGUUCUCUUGACAAGUAUAGAGAGAUGCAUAAAAAAUCUCUAGAGGAUCCAGAAUCGUUCUGGUCUGAAAUAGCGAACGAAUUCCACUGGCAAACCCCUUACCAGUCGGGCAAUUUUGUAUCUUACAAUUUUGAUACAAACAAGGGGAAUGUAUUCGUUAAAUGGCUAGAGGGGGCCGUAACCAACGUUUGCUUCAACGCCCUGGAUAGAAACGUGAGGAAUGGCCACGGCGAUAAAAUCGCAUUUUACUGGAAAAUAUUAUCUCUAUGCCACAGGAAUGAUGUGAAGAGCCUGCGGGUGCUGGGCAGCGUGGGUGAGCCGAUCAACCCUGAAGCGUGGCUCUGGUACUACAGUUUGGUGGGCAGCGGACGCUGCUCUAUAGUGGACACCUUCUGGCAGACAGAGACUGGUGGCCACGUGCUCACAAGUUUGCCGGGUGCGACCCCAAUGAAACCAGGUUCUGCUGGUUUCCCAUUCUUUGGCGUCGAGCCGACCUUGUUGGAUGAGAACGGAAAGCCGAUCGAAGGUCCAGGUGAGGGCUACUUGGUGUUCGCCCGCCCAUGGCCCGGCAUCAUGAGGACGCUGUUCGGAGACCAUGAUCGGUACGAAAAGGUCUACUUCUCCAAGUUUCCGGGCUACUAUUGCACUGGCGAUGGUGCCAGGCGGGAUGAAGACGGUUUCCUGUGGGUAACCGGCCGCAUUGAUGACAUGCUGAACGUAUCCGGCCAUCUCAUGUCCACGGCUGAGGUGGAAGGCGUGCUCACCGAGGAGCCCAGGGUCUCCGAAGCCGCUGUCGUCUCCCGACCACAUCCUGUCAAAGGAGAAUCUCUUUAUUGCUUCGUCAUCCUCAAUGACGGGGCCAAAUUUGACACCAAUCUGGUCGAUUCGCUUAAGAAACUAGUCCGACAACGGAUUGGGGCAUUCGCCGCGCCUGAUGUUAUACAAUAUGCCCCAGGGCUCCCAAAAACCAGAUCUGGCAAAAUUAUGAGAAGAAUCCUCAGGAAGAUUGCCUUAGGCGACCACGAUAUCGGCGAUACCUCGACUUUGGCCGAUCCGUCGGUUGUUGAUGAGCUAUUCAAGAGCCGCCCUCAAUAAAGUUGUCGUACAAUUGAGGGGACCUUUUAUCAAAUUAUGUUUUUUGCUAUAUCUUCGUUCGUAUCCACACUUCAGGAUCUUAUUUUGCUGCCGUCCGUCCGUUUAGUUGCUGUUUGAGUAAAAUAUAUUAUUUUAUGAAUGGCCCUUAAAAUAUAUAUAAUAGGUCUUUCUAAAAUAAUAGUUAUAUUAUGUACUUAGCUAUAGAAGGCAAAUAUAGAGAGCAUAAAAUAUCUAGACCCAAUGUGUCGUAAAUUAUUUAAUGGUAUUUAACCUCUAUAACUAUUAAAUAUAGGAACAACUGUGGUGUUAUAAAUGUUAGGGGCACCGGGAAAAAACUGAAUAAGAUUGCAAGGAUGUGUACGUAUCGUAAAUAUACAAAUAUGUCGAAAGAACUUUAAUAUAUAUUUAGUUUGAAUGCUGACUAAUUAACGCAUUGUAUUGAGAAUUAAACGAAUAAUGUAUUAUAUUCACGAAUACUAUAUACAAUCAGUACCUCAUGAUUAAUAGAUUAUUGUUACAAGGAUUUGUAUUAAAAACUUGUAUUAAUUUGGAAAGCUUGAGUGCAGUAGCAGCUUUAGUAAUAGGUCAAACCACAGAAAAUAACCUCUGCGAAUAUAACUGAAAUAACCUUAAGGGAGCGAUCACAUAAACGUGUGACAUUUUGUUUUAAAGAAUAACAGAAAUACGUCAUUAGUGAUGGGAACAACUUCUAAUGACGUAUUUCUAUUUGUUUUGCAGUUGUUAAUUGCUGUAGUUUGGCUAAUUACUGUAACUGUUACAUUACUUUUAAGUAGGUCAAGUGUAUCUAAAUGUUUACUUUGUUUUUUAUGAGUGAAUCAGGCAGAGUUUAAUGCUUUUUACUACUGUCCAUUCUAAGUAGAGCCAUUUUGUAACAAUACCUACUCGAAAUAUAAUGUACCUAUAAUUCCCGUAUCGUCAUUCCUAUUUUUUUAUUUAUUUAGAUAAUAAAUUAGGUUAGGUUAGGCAACAGCUUUUGGUUUUAUAUUAUCAUAGUGUAGUGUGCAAUUAAGACGUUUUCGAUUAUGUAAUUAAUAUAUUUUUAUAAGUAGUUAAGCAGGAUUUCAGAUUUUUUCUCUGCCUUAUGUGUUUGCCAAAUUGUACCUAUAGGCGGCUUGUGCGGUUUAUUUUCCGAUGUCUUGAAAAUAUAAACAACACAAAUGUGUAAAUUAGUGUAGGUUCACUUCUUGUAAAUAAGAGAAAAAUCAUUUAUAUUCAUAUAGACUCGGCUCCUACCAUGGUGACAAAAUUUAUAAUAAUAUAUACUUGCCUUUUUUUAUAAACUAAAUUUUAUUAAUAUUUUAUUUAUAAAGGUUGUCUCAUACUCCCAUCGGUAGCGCAUAUUUAAAUAUUUAUAUAAAUCGUUAGGUACUUAUUUUGGGUCAGCUAAAUAUCUAUAAUACAUUUAUUUCAGAACAUUAUGCAAUAGUUUUGAAACAAAAUAUUCACCAAACGUCCGCUACCAUUUUGAACAUAAUUGUACAGAGACAGUUCAGAGACAAAAAAGCAUGUGGCCCGUAAUAAAAUUUGCGUUCCUAUUGGGACGCCUUUACAUGGACAGCAAGUAAGCCAUUAGGUGAACUGCUAAUAGAAUCAUAGUGCAUAAUACCAUUUUCGUUUAUUUUAACACAACAGCAUUCCUACACACUAACAGGAAUAGGUACUUUAUACUUGCAUGGAAUACAAAAACUUAGUUUGCUUCCAAGGUGUCACUGCCUUCAACGAACCUCAUAGACGUACGUAGUGGUGUAUAUGUAUAUAGCAGAUUUGUUCAAGUUAUAAGUUGUGAUAUUUUAUUUGUAUUUGGUUUCGUUACGCACAAAAUCCUUUUAAUGUAUAACUUAUGUAUAUGUAGUAAGUACUAAUAUAUACUCGUAUACAUUAUACGAGUAUGUAUAUAUACGAAUAGAAUGUUUGUUGUAGUUCAUCGAUAUUAUAACGCUUAUAAAAAACGUAGGGGUUCUCUAAAAUCGAGUUGCACUUAUUGUGAUGCACAUUUAGUUUGUAAGACCUGAGUAAUAUUGAUGAAACAUAAAAUUAUUAUUGACUUUAUAUUUGUUUACUUUAAUUUUUUGUCGUGAUAUACUACGUUAGUCAGUAAGUUUCAGCCUGUAUAAAAUCGUAACAAGCGAGUAUUGGCUGCGUAUUUAAGGGUAAUUAUGUAUUAAAAAUUAUACAGCAUGUACUACGCGUAAUCAGCAAUACAUUUUAAAUAUAGGCAACAAGAGACAAAAAAAUCUCGGCUUCGCUUUUUAUUAGUGAUUGUGGUUUGUGCUUUGAAGCAAUAAUAGGCUUUGACAUUUAAUUUAUUUGCGCGUGUAGUCAUAAAGGGGACAAUGCAAGCGGAGUGUCUGUACAAGUAACAAUCAUCAUUUCGUCUGCUUAAAGGUAAAACCACAUAAGUGGCAUUCCACAAAUC